Molecule: messenger RNA, 402 nt
Organism: Trypanosoma theileri
Lineage: Eukaryota; Euglenozoa; Kinetoplastea; Trypanosomatida; Trypanosomatidae
Product: Tbingi protein
Exons: 1
Coding region: 1-402 (133 amino acids)
Source: RefSeq, a predicted model, not a curated record
AUGAAAAUCUAUCCAACACUUGUUAUAGAGCCACGCGAGCCCCCUUUACUGACACCAACUCUACGGUUCGGUAAACGCGCUCGCUUCUUCACAUCGCUGGAAAAUGUCUCAGCUGAUGACCCAGAAGAACAGAAACGAGAAGCAUCCGAGCGUUGGAUAGCCCGUCACUUCCGCCGUAAAGGCACAGAACCGCCGCCGCGUACCCAUUAUGAAAUCUGGACUGAUGGCUCCGUCUUCCUCGGAGUAAAAUCUGGAGCAGCAGCAAUGAUAUACAAAGAUGGUGAACUGCUCUGUACCACACAUAGGGGCGCUGAUCCCCUGGCUUGCAGCUACACAGCCGAAUCCGUAGCGCUAUACGAAGGUUUGUUUACGGAGACUCCUCAAAAUAAUUCCCGCAAAUAA